AUGUCUCAACUUUCUAUGCCUGGUCAACUUAUGCAAGUGAAAUAUUUUGGUGACAUUGAGAUGGUUUCAGAUCAUAAUGACGUGCCUUCCUGCGACAAUAUUGUCUCUGCCGAUAGAAUAAAUAUUGAGGGGGAUGACCAUAACUCGUCAUUACCAGAUCUAAUUAUAUUGGAUGAAAACGAUAUGCCUUUUGUAAAACAUAGCAAUUCACGAUCAUUCAAAAAAUCAAAAAAAUCUAGUGCAAAACUGACCAACAAUCAAUGUUUAACUAAUCAGUGCAUUCAGUCUCGAAUUUAUAGUGGACCGAUAAAUAAAAUACCUAUUGUUCCAAUGAAACGUCCUGCUACUACUAUAUUGAAGCGCUAUACUUUUGUACGUACAAAAUCACCACCACGUUUGUUGGAUAAGAAAUUGCGAGGGGAAAAAUGUCAAAACCAGUUAGAAUUAGUUGAUGAGGACAAAAAUAUUCUACCUGAAUAUUUUGCUAGUGGGAGUAAAUCGAAUCCAAUUUCUCUCAUUUCGAGCGAUGACGAGGAUGAUAUUGCUUGGACGAACGACCCUCCUCACGUUGUGGCUAAACAAGAAGUAGCCCAGCCACUUGUCGUUGAGAGUCAUAAAAAAAUUGAUGCUUUAAAUUCAGAACCACAAAAAUUAGAUAUGGUAGUGAAUCCACAUAAAAUCGAAAAUCAGAACUUAUCAGCACAAAGCAUACAGAAGCCAACUCAGAAAUCAGAAUUUGAAGUGCAAUCGAUAUCUCCUCAAGAUGUUGAAAUCAAAGCAGUAUGCUGUGCUUUUAAUAAUUAA
Racocetra fulgida is the source of this 804-nucleotide messenger RNA. Lineage: Eukaryota; Fungi; Glomeromycota; Glomeromycetes; Diversisporales; Gigasporaceae. The record is from the annotation of a GenBank genome assembly.